Monopterus albus (swamp eel) is the source of this 2362-nucleotide messenger RNA. It is a transcript of the gene cracr2b, whose product is annotated as calcium release activated channel regulator 2B. Gene Ontology annotation, molecular function: calcium ion binding; GTPase activity; GTP binding. NCBI's taxonomy places the organism in Eukaryota, Metazoa, Chordata, Actinopteri, Synbranchiformes, Synbranchidae. Bases 239 to 2194 code for a protein of 651 amino acids. The record is from RefSeq and is a predicted model, not a curated record. The transcript has 19 exons.
AUCUGAUCCUGCAAACCACCAAGCUUCACACUUUACUCUCCUCCUUUGUUCUGGCUGCAGAACCAAAGCACAGCCAGUAGGAGGCGUAAAAGCUGUUUGCCAACGGUCCUUAACGAACAAUAAAUGAAGAAGACGAGGAACAACACCCGUCACUGCCACCUAGCGGCUGCAGACUGUAUUUCUUGAAAUACUGUCAGUCGAAAGGUAAGUUGGCAUCUGAGUACAGCGCACUGUGGUAAUGUAUAAGUGGCUAAAUGAUGGCGAGGUUUUGGUGGGUCAAGGCAGCGGUGAGGCCGUCCCAUCGAGUCCCAGGCUGCGGACCCGGCAAGUCGGGAGCCCCAGGCCGGGCCGGGGACACAGCCCACUGAUUUCAUCCAGAGAGAGAGUGCCAGGAAGCCCACAGUCUGAGACCAUGGGCAAGGCCAGGGAAUUGUUUGUGCUGUGUGACAAAGAGGGGAAAGGGUUUAUCACAAAGAGGGAUAUGCAGAGGCUACAAGCGGAAUUGCCGCUGUCCCCUGAGCAGCUGGAGACGGUGUUUGAGACCCUGGACCGAGAACACAAUGGAUUCCUUACUCCUGCUGAGUUCAGCAAAGGACUUGGUGAGCUGGUGGGACUGACAGAGGCGACUGAGCUGGGUCAAGAUGAAGCAGAAGAGGACACUGACCAGGUGGACUUCUCCCAGGAAGACGCUGCCGUCAGAUUUGCAAACUUACUGCUGGAGCUCGGGGCUGACAAACUCUUCAAAAAUCAGGAGGAGCUCUGCACUCUGUGGUGUGAGCUCCAGAGAGACAGACCAGAGCUGCUCAGUGUCCUGGAGGGUGUCCUUGCCCACGCAGUGUCCCAUCUACAGGACUCCAUCAGAGAGAGAGACAGUCUGGAACAAGCUCUACGCAGACGGGAGAGCGAACAUGAUCAGGUUGUUCGAUCCAUAUAUGAAGAAGUGGAAAGUCAAAUCAAAGAGGAGCGAGAGAAGCGCCUGGCUCAGGACAGUAAUAGACAGAACCAGAGGGGGCAAGAGCUGGAGGAGGAGCUAAAGAUGCAGGAGCAAGAGUUGGAGAAUACAAUGACCAGACAGAAAGAGCUGGAGACCAGAAUCCGCCAGCUGAGCUGUGAGCAGAUAAACAUUAAGAAACAGAACCAGCAGCUACGACACCUCAAUGUGCAGUUACAAGAGCAGGUGGAGAACAGCAGAGAGCAGCUGCAGGCUGCCAUGGGUCAGCUCAGCCGGCUUCAGCUCAGCGCUGCCCAAGAACAAGUGGCCAGACAGAAAAAUGUGAUGAAGGUGUCCCUGAACAUACAGACAGAGAAGGAAAGCCUCUUGAGGCAACUGGAGCUUUUGCGGGAUAUGAACAAAAGACUGCGAGAUGAGAAAGAUGCCCAACAGUCUCAGAAGAGGAAUCCAAAUGUUGACAGACACACUUUGCAGAAGAAAGGGUCAAUCAUAGGUAACUACUUACUACAAGACAAGUCAGUCAAAAGACAGCUGAGCUCAUCUGAUGAGUUGGAGCAGGACAGAGACAAAGAGGUGACAGGGUCAUCCAAGAGACAUCAACCGUCACAUAGAGUCAGGGAUGAAAAUGUUGAACAGACUCAAACUCAGACCAAAAUUGUCAGUCCUCAGCGAUUGUUCAAGGUGGUAUUCCUGGGUAAUUCAGGAGUGGGUAAAACCUCCUUCAUCCAGCACUACUGCACAGGACACUUCUACGAUGAAAUGAGCGCUACUGUUGGGAUAGAUUUCCAGAUGAAAACUUUAACUCUGGGCUCCACCACCAUCACCCUGCAGCUCUGGGACACUGCAGGACAGGAGAGGUUUCGCAGCAUCGCUCAGCAGUACUACCGUAAAGCAGACGGUAUCCUCGCCAUGUAUGACAUAACUCAGGCCACCUCCUUCACUGCUGUGAGAGGCUGGAUUGACUCUGUGAAGGAGAAGAUGAGUGAAGGUGUGGUGUUAAUGCUGCUGGGGAACAAGUUGGACCUGGCUGACACUCAUUGUAGAGAAGUGACCACAGGGGAGGGGCAAAAGCUGGCAGAGCAGCACCAGGCUUUGUUUUACGAGUGCAGUGCCAAAUCUGGAUCUAGCAUAGAGGACCUGAUGACUCAUCUGGCUGGAAUGUUGAUUGACCAGCACGAUCGACAGUGUGGAGAUGCAUUUUCACUGAUGGAGGACACAGAUAAAAGACACUGCUGUAAAUAAACAGAAGAUUAAAGACUUGUGAAAAGGCUUUACCAAAAACUCCCAAGUGACCACACCACGGGCCGGUGGAGUUAAAAUUUUUUUUGGGGGACAGCUGGACGGAGUUGUGGGUAAUUGUGAAAUCCCAUAGAGUUAUCAAGUCCUCUUAUUUCAUUUAAAGACACAGAC